This is a messenger RNA of Erigeron canadensis, 812 nucleotides long. Its product is annotated as universal stress protein PHOS32-like. Lineage: Eukaryota; Viridiplantae; Streptophyta; Magnoliopsida; Asterales; Asteraceae. The coding region runs from base 149 to 637 and encodes 162 amino acids. The transcript is spliced from 4 exons. The record is from RefSeq and is a predicted model, not a curated record.
AAGAAGUGAAGAGGAAACCAUAAGGAACCCUCGUAGUAGUUAACUCAACAACAUAUAUAUUCUUCCCCGACAAAAAUACUUGUUAUUUAGAAAAAAGUAUAUCACCAAUUUAGUGUGUGUAAAAGAAAAGAAAAAAACUAAGAGAAAGAUGGGAGAUGCAAGAAAGGUGGGAGUAGCCAUAGAUUUCUCGAUUUGUAGCAGAGCAGCGUUACAAUGGGCUAUCGAUAACGUCGUUAGAAAGGGAGAUCAUCUUAUUCUCGUUAAUAUUCGUCCUGAUGCCCAUUACGAAGAAACUGAGAUGCAGCUUUGGCAAGUCACCGGUUCUCCUUUAAUCCCUUUGACUGAGUUUCGUGACGCCCAUGUCAUGAAGAAAUACGGGACUAAGCCUGAUCCAGAAACUCUAGAAAUCGUUGAAUUGGCUGCAACUCAGAAAGAGGUUCAUGUUCUCCUGAAAAUAUUUUGGGGAGAUGCUCGAGAAAAACUAUGCGAAGCUGUUGAUAAUAUCCCAUUAGACUGUCUUGUUAUAGGAAACCGAGGGCUCGGCAAGUUGAAAAGGGCAAUACUAGGUAGUGUUAGCAAUUAUGUGGUAAAUCACAGUUCAUGCCCUGUAACUGUUGUGAAGCAUGCACAUACCUAAAAGCUAGCCUUUGUGACAUUAUCAAUAAGGUGUCAUAUACAUGUAUUCGAUGUUUGUAACAAAUAAUCCCUUGUGGAAUUUACUGUCAAUUUGUUUUGAUUUCUUUUGGGUUUGAAAUAUAUGAAGUUGUUUUUCUCAUGGUGUAUAAAUGAAGUAUGAUAAUUUUCUUAGUCCA